AUGUUAACUUAGCUAACCUAGCUAAUUGCUCAAUAUAGCAAUCAAUAGAAUACUUCAUAUUCUACAAAUGAUAGAUUUUUAUCCAAAAAUGACAUUGGUGAGAAUUCUUAAAAUAAAUAACCAAUUACGUCAGAAUCUGAUAAGGAUGAUGAUGAUAGUAAUCCGGUGAUUAUACUUAAUAUUUGUCUAAUUCUCUUCAUAUGUGUUUGUGUAACUAUUAUUGAAGUUAGUAGAAGGAAAAAAGUUAAAAAAGAGAUUGAUCAAAAACUAUUGUAAGAAAAGCGCUUAUCACUUCAAGCUAAUAUAGGAAUUCUCAAUAGAAUUUAAGAUUAGAUGCAAUUUAGUUUAUGGAAGUUAACCAGCUUCAAUUAUAAAAAUUUCUCUACUCAAAAAAUUCUUAAGUUUUAAUCCUUCCUUACUUCUCAUAAUAAAUUGGAGCUUUAAAUAAAUGUGGAAGAUGGCAAAGAUCCUUGGUCAGCCGAAGGACACAUAUCUACAAACUUAGAACAAGAAAUUUAUAUUCAUAUGAGAACAAGUCUGGAUUGUGAAUUAUUAGAAAAGAAUGAAAAAUGUGAUCAUCUAUAUUUACUACAAUAAUUCAAAGGGGUAUAUAAUAAUCAAGAAAAUAAAUUUAUUGGUACUUGGAGUGUCUAUGGAAGUCAAGAACUCAAUAAUUUGAAUUUCUUUGGAGAAUUUGAAUUAGCCAGAGAAAUUGUGUGA
This is a messenger RNA of Paramecium sonneborni, 720 nucleotides long. The record is from the annotation of a GenBank genome assembly. Lineage: Eukaryota; Ciliophora; Oligohymenophorea; Peniculida; Parameciidae.